Messenger RNA from Peronospora belbahrii, 1056 nucleotides. The record is from the annotation of a GenBank genome assembly. NCBI's taxonomy places the organism in Eukaryota, Oomycota, Peronosporomycetes, Peronosporales, Peronosporaceae.
AUGGGGACGCUUGAUGGCACGCUCCAUAUGAGCAUGUACUACGACAGCAAAGGAAAUCCACGUGGAGCUCUGCCUGGAGGGUAUCUCGAUAUGCCUCAAUGUCCGAAUUGCAAGAAACCGAUCCGCGGCCUCCGUCGUUAUGGACGUGUGACCAAGCGAGCUGCAAUCGACGCAGCAGACAAGAAUUUUAUAUCUCAUGCACAGCGUCGACUUUCAAACCUACAGGAGCGGACAAAUGCUAUGAUCGUAAAAGACGACCUUACUCACUUCAAGACCCUGCGGCACGACCUUAAUUCAUUCAGAAAUACUGUGCAAAGGCCUCCAUGCCAGAAGAUAUUUGAAGCAUCUGUUGCACUGAUUACAAAAAACAAAGGUGGUCAAGGUGGUGGCGAUGUGGACAUUGAUAUGAGCACUUUACCAGUCCCCAAAUCUGCCUUCCCGUACCUUGGAUAUUACAAUCUUCUAUCGGCACAGCUUUCGCUAUUGGAUACGUCCGCCUUGCAAAUGAGAGCAGAACAAUAUGCUCGUCAAGCUGUGAAGGAGUUUGGAAAAGCAUCGUUUUCACUUCAGACGCAAGAAGCUCGAUUAGUACUGACGCAGAUAUUGCUCGCAAAGCUUGAGACCAGAUUGGAUGACACGGUCAAGACUGAACAAGGACGUAUCGAGCGUCAAGAGCGUAUUUUACAGCUUGCUUCGGAACCAAACACUCUACUUGACAAGUUGGAAGCAAGUGGUGCGUCGUUUCUUGCGAAACAUGGCAAUGAUGUGCAAGAAUUCCGUCAAAAACUACUGAGUGUUGUUCAACGUGCAAGAAAUGCUACAUUCUAUCAAAGCGUGUCAAUGGAAGAGAAGAGAGCAAUUAAACUUGCCAUGCAAACGGAAUUUCGAGGCUCAGGUCAUUGGUAUCGUUGUGUUAAUGGACAUUCCUAUGCAAUUGGUGAAUGUGGAGCAGCUAUGGAACAAUCUCGCUGUCCUGAAUGUAAUGCACUUGUCGGUGGUACGAAUCAUUCAUUUGUCCAAGGAACUGAACGUGAUGAACAAAUGGACUUGAUGUAA